Messenger RNA from Drosophila hydei, 1202 nucleotides. RefSeq names its product carbohydrate sulfotransferase 13. Gene Ontology annotation, molecular function: sulfotransferase activity. The record is from RefSeq and is a predicted model, not a curated record. The transcript is spliced from 3 exons. Lineage: Eukaryota; Metazoa; Arthropoda; Insecta; Diptera; Drosophilidae. Gene Ontology annotation, biological process: carbohydrate biosynthetic process. Gene Ontology annotation, cellular component: membrane. Bases 94 to 1080 code for a protein of 328 amino acids.
CUAAGAACAAUUAUAAUACUAGGAAGGCACAUUUCUACAUCCAUCCAAUGAAAAACAGCCUGAGUCUUGUCCAAACCACAGCCAUUAGAGAUAAUGGAACAUAAUGCAAUACAACUAUUUGGCAUUUUGCUGAUCUAUACAUUUGUGCGGCUCUUGGCAGCGCCAGCCUUCGAUGAUGGCAACAACAACAAUGUCAAAAUCACCAAGCAUAGUCUGGAGCUCACACAGACGAUUAAUAUACAACGUCAGGAGUUUAUGCAGCGACAAUGUGAUCUACUGGAUGCCGACAUGCAGACGUUGGAUGAUCUUACAGAACUGCAAAUGGAUCACAUGAUUGUGGAUAAGGAGCACAAACUGCUCUACUGCUACGUGCCAAAGGUGGCCUGCACGAAUUGGAAGCGGGUGCUGAUGCUCUUGAUGGGCAAAUGGCAGAACGGCACGGAUCCUUUGCUAAUACCUGGUUCGCUGGCCCAUUCUGUGGGCAUGUUCACCAAGUUCUAUGAUCUCAGUGAGGAGGAGCGCGCUCAGGUGCUCAGUGAGGACUAUACACGCUUCAUUCUGGUGCGGCAUCCAUUCGAGCGGCUGCUCUCUGCGUAUCGCAACAAGCUGGAGGGAGGUUCUCCUAGUGCCAGGUACUUUCAGUUGCGUGUGGGUCGACAGAUUGUGCGCGAACUGCGACCGGGCGCUAGUAACGCGUCUCUAGAUCAGGGCAACGAUGUUCAGUUUAGCGAGUUUGUGCGGUAUCUGCUAACGCCGAGGCUAAGUCGCACCAAUCAAACAGACUACAACGAACACUGGGAGGUGAUUGCCAAGCUGUGCAAUCCCUGUGUCAUGAAGUACAACGUUGUGGGCAAAUACGACACUUUACUGGAUGAUUCCGCCUUGGCGCUCUAUCUGGCGGGUGCCAAGAACUUGACAUUCCCUAUCGGCCACAAGCAGUCCAGCACACGUGCAAACCUAAGGAAAUACUUUGACCCACUACCAAUUGGCGCUAUACGUCGUCUAUAUGAAAUCUAUGAGGAGGACUUUCGUCUAUUCGACUAUGGCAUGGAUGAUGUCUUAGGCUUUGAAUUCGGCUGAUAAUUCUCUGAAUAUAUACAUAUAUGAAAUAAGCGAAAAUGUGUAUAAAAAUUAUUUGUUCGCCAAUGUCCAUGUAAUGAACACUUGGCAUGCUUAUGAUGUGAAUAUCCAUGUCACUUACC